Molecule: messenger RNA, 1311 nt
Organism: Penicillium expansum
Lineage: Eukaryota; Fungi; Ascomycota; Eurotiomycetes; Eurotiales; Aspergillaceae
Exons: 7
Coding region: 1-1311 (436 amino acids)
Source: RefSeq, a predicted model, not a curated record
AUGUUAAAGGCAGACAUCAAGGAAGCGAACUUUGGCUCAUUUGUUAUGGAUUACUUCAGGCACAUAUCCGAAGCAACACUCAUGCAAAUGGGACUCGCUCUCCUUCAAAGGACAGGAUCUCCCCACGACUUGCUCAUCAACACUGUUUGUGUCAACGCCAUAGCCUCGAAGUUCCUCGCUGCAAUUACCAACACUGGAAUCGACAGUGAACUGAUUCACGAAAUGACACACAACAUAGUGCAAUUCCAGGAGGCAGCAAAAGUAGCUCUUCGGAGUAUUUCUAUCUUAACCAGUCCUUCGCUGGGACUCUUGCAGGCGCUUCUUUCUGGUAUAUUCCUCCAUCAAGCAUCCGGCGACAUCACUGAGGUGUCAAAUUUUGCUUUCAAGAUGGGAAGAUCCAAAACUUUACUCGAUAUUGAGAUCGGACACUUCAUUUCCGACCAACCCGGCCACCAGCACCCCACCUCGGAUCUGUUCCAAAUUUACAUGACUCUUGCUAGAGUACAGGCUGCUCUCGUGCCGUACCUUAGGGGGCGCUCAUCAAUUCUGACUGGUGAUUUAUCAUCUUCCCAUGGAAUUGGGAAACUUUGGUUGGUGAACAUGCAACAAAUUCGAGAGAGGAUCGACCAUAUAUCGAGUCCAUAUCCGGCCUGGAGAGGACUAGAUGCUCAAUCGGAAAUAUCAGCUCUUCAAUUCGCCUAUCAUUCGAUCAUGACCACCAUAUUCCAUAUCACUGAGGGUGCAGGACACCAGUCUGUUGAUAUACGGGACCAGUGUUUGUUCGAAGCCCACCAGGGCAUAUCCUCGCUAGUAUCGACAUGUAUAUCUGCUGAAAGGCAAAACACAGUGGCUUUGUUACACUGGACACUUCUCGUCUGCCCCAUCACCGCAUACUUUGUGCUAUUCUGCAAUGUCAUUGCGACAUCAAAUACUGACGACUUCAAACUCAUGACAACGAUUACCGAUUGCUUAACUCGCAUUGAAACAACAAGCCGUCCAAUUAUUCAAGUACGAACGAUCUUCCGCCACUUUCUAUCUCUUGCCGGAGAGGUUUUCGACGAUGAGUCAAACGCAAUUGUUGUAACUCGAGAUCAUCAAGUACAGCCAGUCCAAUCCCAGUCAACUGACUUGCACAACUGGUUGUCUGACGGUCUAUUUAUACCUUGGACAGCUGGCACCGUUCCCCCGUUUGAUCCGCCUUUACUGACUGGGAUGGGGGAUUUCUCUGAUAUACCCAUUUUUCCGGAGAAUGAGAUGUUUAUACCCCUUAGCGAUCAUUUCCCUGAUGCGGGAAAUGAUCCUAGCGUCUGA